AUGGCUACACACCACUAUCGGAUUUGCGAUCGUCCCACGUCUCAUCCCAUCCAGCGCCGGGCGGAGGCACGUUGUUGUGUUCCGUGGGACCGUCGAGCCAGGAACGACGACGACAACGACAGCAAACUGUACGGACACACCGGUGCUUUUUUUGUAGAUUUAGCAGCAUUCACACCCGCCAGUGUUGGAGAAUCGGAUGACGACGACGACAAACCACGGUGUACGGAACUUGCCGUGGACGGUUGCGAGCCAAUGAUGCGGGAACGUGAUCUUGCCGACCGUACGAGCGCUGCGGAUUUUCGAGCUAUUGCGGACCAGGCAUUGUUUGCCUUGGAAGAUGACUAUCGUACGACACUCGACAGCAACUCUAGUGCUCGCUCUUCGGGGCCAACGAUAGAGACUGACGAAAAGUUGCCGACUCCUAUCGUCUUGGCUUUCGAAACCGAGAACACGGAAACGGAGUGGCAGACAAGCUUUGAAAGAUGCAAGGAAGAAAUACACACACGUGUUGCCAAUGGCGUAAAGAGCCAGCCAGAAGCCGACUCGACUGCGGUACUCAACGCCGUGCGUUCCAUUCGAGAGCACAACCCAGCCUUGGAGCGUAAGUUACACGUGUGGGAACAGCAGCACCGACAAGAAUCGGUGACGGUACCCCACACUCAUCGCCUCGUCCCAGCCGCACCUUUAUCGGCGUUUCGAAAAAACACCGCCAAAGCCCGAACGGCCACAGCUCAUCUCAGCCGGGCAGCCACCAUUGCUCACGCGCUCGUACGACUGGAUGUUCUUCGCAGUCAAGAAACGCUAAGCGUUCAUGUUGUAGGCUGUGACGCCGUUGAGUGCGCAACCGACGAAACGGUGCGUCUUUAUUUUGGACCACUGGCAAGAUGGCUUGCGGUGGCAGCCGAAGCGCCGAAACAUUUGGAACUGCACUUGAUUGGUCCGAACAUUCCGAUCGAAGCCUCUCAACGAAAACCCAUGCAGCUGCUUUCUUCUGCCGUAUCCUCCUCACGACCGACACGACUAAAGUCAGCCAAAGUGUCGAGUCAUUUGGCCGUUUACGAUGACUACGAAUGCAAUACCCGAGCUGAUUUGAUUGUCUGCUUCAAUGCCGGUAUUUGGGGGUAUACGGAAUGGAAACCGACACUACACGCACUGGCAUUGCGCAAGCAGAACAUUCCGUUUAUUGCAACAGCAUAUACGCUGCUUGAAGCGGAAGAUGACGAGGAUACGAUUCUGGACGUUCUGAAGGAGCUCGGGAUCGAAAAGUCGGUAGCCUCCUUGUGGGAUCCCGAGAUGAACCCGUUUGGCUCAAAGCAACCCCGAGAGACGGCAACUGCAAAAGUAGGACAAGAUUAUAGAGAAAAUUCCGCUUGGCAGGCGUGGAAAUUGUAA
Messenger RNA from Phaeodactylum tricornutum CCAP 1055/1, 1392 nucleotides. RefSeq lists its product with no specific name. The record is from RefSeq and is a predicted model, not a curated record. Gene Ontology annotation, cellular component: extrinsic component of mitochondrial inner membrane. Lineage: Eukaryota; Bacillariophyta; Bacillariophyceae; Surirellales; Neidiaceae. The transcript has a single exon. The coding region runs from base 1 to 1392 and encodes 463 amino acids.